CAAAUAAAGAAUAGGGAAUCAAUUGCAUUUAAGAUGUGUUUAUCGCCAGGACUAAAACCGCAAUGAUUUUGGGGUUUAGCUCCUUUAAAUCAAGGCUCGCACAUUUCUCCAUCUCUUUCUAGGGUUACUUUCUGAGUUUCUCUUACACAUAAUAAAAAAUGUUCAAAACCAUUGCAAUGUUGCUACUCUUACUUCAACUAACCUCCUCUUUCAUUGCAUUUGCUCAAGAGCUUUAUUCUGGUCACCCCGCUUACCCUCCUCACGCACCAGCACCACUUCACCCACCGGCAAACGCUCCUCACCACCAUCAUCACCACCACAAUCCCUCACCAACCCCUCCUCCUUUCCCUCACACUUCUCUUCAUCCACCAACUAAAUCAUCGGUUCACCCAAGGGCAAACACCCCUCACCACUAUCACUCAUCAUCAUCUGCCCCUACCAAUGUUCACACUCCUGUACACCCUCACCCUACUUAUAAACCUCCAGCCCAUCACCACCAUCAUCAUCACCCUCCUGCUCAUGCCCCUGCUGUUAAUACACUUGUUGUUCCGACAAACCCUCCAUUGCAUACAAUUGUACCUUCUAAACCCCCAACUCCCAACCAUCAUCACCCUCCAGCUCCUGCCCGUGUUCGCACACCUGUUGUUCCAACUCACCCACAAUUGCAUCCCACUCCUUGCCCUAGAAGCUUCAAUGUUGUUCAAGGUAUUGUUCAUGUCAAAUCAUGCGAGUAUGAUGGACUUAACAGUCUCUUGGGUGCUACAAAGCUUCUUGGUGUGGUUGUGGAGCUUCAAUACAAUAACACCAUGCACAAGUUCCAAAAGGUCAAAACUCAUAUGAGCUUUAUGGUGGCAUCAUUGAGAAAACGUUCGUUCGUGUAAAACUCUCAAAUCUUGGUGGUAUCAUUGGUGUUGUUCUUAGGCCAAAGAAGUCAUUUGCAUAAGAAUCUUUCUUUUAUUAUCGAUCUCUUAUGUUUGAGCCCAGGUGUCAUCAUUUGAAUUUUUUUAAAUUUAUAGAUUGUUGUUUUAAGGUCCUUUUGGUUCGGUGGUUAUGAGGGGAGAGAAGGG
Messenger RNA from Medicago truncatula (barrel medic), 1067 nucleotides. RefSeq lists its product as uncharacterized. The coding region runs from base 159 to 881 and encodes 240 amino acids. The transcript has 2 exons. Lineage: Eukaryota; Viridiplantae; Streptophyta; Magnoliopsida; Fabales; Fabaceae. The record is from RefSeq and is a predicted model, not a curated record.